GCGAUCUUGGAAGAUAGUGUGGUGAACGUGCACGCCGCAAGCAGGGACGGUUUGACUGUUUGUUAUGAACAGUACACGAGGGUAGAAAAAGGACAGCAAAGAAGAAGAAGGAAAAAGCAUAAAUGUGUCAUGGACAUCCGUGUCCCUGACAGUCUGCACUGAGGAAAUAACACACCAUGAAACCACAUACUCCUACAGCUUCCUGACUACAGUGUCUGCAGCCAGUCUUUAAUGUUGUUCCACUUUAUUUGUGAGAGACUUGGCGAACCUACUUGAUAUAUAGGAUUGUGAAGAAAUUGGCAGAGAAAACAACCACCGAGGCUACUGUAGGCUUGAUGAUGUCAGCUGCCACUAACACAUUUGAAAGUGUGAAAGCAGUUAUCUUAUCAGCACAUAAGAGCACUACAUCAAGGGACAAGGUCAACUUCUACAACUCCUGGGCAGAGAAUUAUGAUCAGGAUGUCACUGUUUUGGACUACCGUGCACCAAGUCUUGCAGCGAACAGCAUCUCCUCCCAUUUCAGUGGUUCCCGGGAAGCAGCUGUUGUGUUGGAUGUGGCCUGUGGUACAGGACUGGUGGCCAAACAGAUGAAGAGGCUUGGAUUCGGACAUUUUGUGGGUGUCGAUGGAAGCGAGGCUAUGCUGGACUUGGCCAGAGACAGCGGGUUGUACCAGGACCUAAAGCUGUCCAUGCUGGGAGAGGAGACACUUCCUGUCCAGUGGGCAGAUUCGUUUGAUGUGGUUGUAAUCGUUGGAGCUCUGAGUGCUGGUCAGGUCCCUGUCGCUGUGGUUAGAGAGCUGUGCAAAUCCACUAAACCAGGUGGCUACAUUUGCAUGACAACCAGAAGCAACCGUGACAACCUGGAAUACAAAGGCGCCCUGGAGCGUGAGCUGAAGCAGAUGGAGGAAGAGGGGCUUUGGAGUUGUGUAGAGGUCACUGAGGUGGAAGACUGGGAGAGGGCCGUGUCAGAGCAGGAGGACGGCUACAUAUCUGGUGCUGUGUACCUUUAUAAGAAGCUACAACUUUAGCACUGUGCCCGGCAGUGUAGAUGUGACUUCACACCAGCCAAGGUACAAAACAAAAAAUACAAAAUAUUCAGAAAACUCACAUUACUCCUCACAAAGAAAGUGUCAGGAUUUUUUCACAUUGUCAGUAUUUUAUAGACCCAAAGCUGAAGACGUGAAACUGCUUUCACAGAUUUAAAAUAAAUUGAAGACUUGAAAUUUUCAUGACCAAACAGUAUCCAUGUUGCAUGCAUAAGCAUGUUGCAGUAAAGUUAGUAUCUGGAAAAUGUGCUUGGUGUACUGCUCCUGAACCUCUUCAGAUUUCUAUCCUGCAGAUAUGCAGUAACGUCGUCCUAAUAGAAACUGAGAACUGUGUAAUAAAUGAACUGUAAAUUUAACUUAUGUCUGUUUACUGUGUCUGUAGUGCAUUAAUAUCUGCUGCAUGCGAAUCAAACAAACAGGCUAGUUAAUGAGUAUGAACAACAAUUAUGUACUUUGUACCUCAAAUUUAUUCCAGAGUGUUGAACGUAUUUUUGUUGAGAGAUCCACAAUGAGGGAGACAUGAAUGUAUGUUCCAUCAAUUUGUUGUUGAAAUGUUUUACAAAAUGUCGCCACCAAUGGACAAAUGUACCAAUCUUCAUGCUAGUCAGUCCACUAGAUGUUGUAAUAUUUCAGUCUGGACCAAAGUGGCUGACAGAUCAACAUUGGAUAAUGUAUGACACACAGAUCAUUUCCAAGGGCAGCCUGUAAUGUCAUUUGCAGGUAGUCUAGUUAUGAGACAUGAUUAGACUUUAUUGAUGGAAAUUUACAGCAGCACAGAAACAGGCUAAGAGGUAAGAUAAACAUAAAUAACUUUGAAUAGAAUAAAUAAAAAAUAAGGGAUGAAGGAAAUUGGAGAGAAGAUAUUCACAAACCAUAUACAAACUAAUAAAUUACAGCUAAUUCGGCCAUGAUGUAUGAACUAAUAUAUAUACAUAUAUGUGUGUGUGUAUUAUACAAGUAUAGGUUUAGAGGUGUAAGAAUAAAAAUACACAUAUAUUAUAUAUGUUGUACUAUAUAACAUUUAUUGACAGUAACACACAUCAUAUAGUGAUAAUACGAUGAACAUUAGUGGAGUGUAGAGUCUGAAGCUGUGGAGGCUGGAAGGGAUAAAGGAGAGGUAUACCUAAACAGUUUAGAGUUGCGAAACCUGUUGUAUGGUCAUGAGAUUAAAAUCUUACAACUCUGCCAACAAAAGGUCCCCAAGCUCAUCUGAAGAGCUGGUAUCGACUCUCUCCUUUAUUGGCUGCUCCUGCUCUGUGAGUAUAGCCUCACCUUCAACUGAUGAGAAAUUUUAAGUAUAUAAUAUUUCAAUCACAGGCCCUGAAGGUAAUUAGAGGUCUCAACAGGCAGAAACCAAAUUAUUUCAUUAGAAUACUUGAGACAAAUGUAAGAAGUUGUUAUUUUCCCUUGGGAAAUUGCCUCUGCUGCUUUUUGAUUUGUUAACUUGCUGGAUCAAUUAUUUCUGCUUUGCUUUUAUCUUUAUUAUGCUUUGUUUACAUGAAUGGUUUUAUGUAUUACUGUUUUUUUCCCCCUUUUGUUUGGUUGGUAUUAUAAUUUUGUUUGACA
Seriola dumerili (greater amberjack) is the source of this 2612-nucleotide messenger RNA. RefSeq names its product methyltransferase-like protein 27 (gene mettl27). The record is from RefSeq and is a predicted model, not a curated record. Lineage: Eukaryota; Metazoa; Chordata; Actinopteri; Carangiformes; Carangidae. The coding region runs from base 336 to 1028 and encodes 230 amino acids. The transcript is spliced from 6 exons.